Molecule: messenger RNA, 1697 nt
Organism: Oryza sativa Japonica Group (Japanese rice)
Lineage: Eukaryota; Viridiplantae; Streptophyta; Magnoliopsida; Poales; Poaceae
Source: RefSeq, a predicted model, not a curated record
AUGAGCGCAUUUGUGUUCGGGUUUCGCGAUUUUGGGCUUUCUGGGACUAGCAUUGCUGCUCAGAUUUAUCCCCCAUGUGAUGAGAUAUUCAGGCCAAUCAUCACUGAAGGCAAGGUGUACUACAUUAAGUACUUCCGUGUGAGGAAGUGUAACAGGCAGUACAAACCAGUCGACAACUGCAUGUCCAUCUAUUUCACAAGCAAUGCAAUCUUGAAUGUGGCGCUUUGGGGGGAACGUGCAACAAGCUUUCCUGUCGAUGAGGUGUUUGUUGCUGGUCAGAAAGAACCACAGAUAGUAAUCUUCGUUGGCACCCUUGUGAAGGGCUAUGACACACCUGAGGUCAUCUCUCUGAGAAACAGCAUCCAAGCAACCUAUAGUCCUAUAGAGUGGACUGAUCUACCUCCUGCAGCACCUGCUUAUAGCAAUGCUGAGCCCAAGACGAUUAUCCAAAUUAAGGAUCUGAAUCCUUUCGAAUUCAAGAAACAUGAAUUCUUGGUUACUGUUGUCAUCAAGAAAAUAGACAUGGAGUACUCUUGGUGGUACACUGCAUGUGAUAUAUGCAGGAGAACAGCAAGGCCAUAUGGAAACACAUACAAGUGCCAGAAUGAGUCAUGCCCUCCUCUUGUGGGAGCAUCACCUAGGUUCAAGCUUAGCGUUGUGGCAGGUGAUGACACAGCUGACGCUAAGUUCGUGCUCUUUGGCCGCCUAGCACAGCGUCUUAUUGGUCGAUCAGUGGAGAUUCUGUUAGAGGGCAACGCUGCCGGCAAGGAGGCCAUACCCAAGGAGAUCACAAAUUUGCUUGAGGAAAAUUUCACCUGGAAAGUUGCUAUUACCGAGAAUACCAUGUCUUCAGGCAAUGUCUCAUUCCAAGUGAAUAUGAUUGUCGGAAACGGCAACAGCCAGAAUCCUGCCAUCCCACAAUCUCCAUCUGCAUCUCAGGCAUCCUCCAUGGUACCUUCUCUAGCUCUAUCACCAAGUGUAACACAUGAACUCUCUGUUGGCCAGUCCACAGCAGCAUUUGCUCCAUCCAUUGGAUUCAGUGAUCCGCCUGCCACUCCAUCGGCUGGAUUAAACAGUCCGUUGGUUGUUGGAGCCAAGGACAAAAAUGAUGAUGUUGAAUGCCAGUCCAAGACUCCAGUUCAGGUCCUUGACGAAGAAGAUGAGGAUGAUGACAAUUUGCCCCUUUCCCAAAUGGGUGGUCAUUCUGCUACUAAGAAAACCACAUCCAAGUCCCACAACAAAAGGGCAAGGCCAUCUCCUGGCACUGGCACAGCUAAGAAGUUGUUCAAAGAAAGUGGUGACGAUACCGCUGAUGGCAGCGGCGAGAACAAGGCCUGAUGCAGCAAAGGAAUGUGUACGCUUUUGUUUUGCACAGUUGUAUCAGACUCGGCAUCGGUCUCAUGCUCUGCUUGCAUGGGUACCUUAACCAAGCUUCUUUAGAACCACUCUACAGUGUUUCGUUGGUUAAUAUUGUGCCAUGCAUUUACAAACUGUGCUAUUUUGUCGCUCGCUAUAGACCUUUGAGCAUGGUUGUAGCUAGACGCUUCCUUUUGUAAAGACUUAACAGCGACCCUACGCAUUAUGUGGCUAGGAUUCUAUGUUAUCAUGCAUAGCACAUGAUAAACACGAAUGCUUGCUGCUGUACCCAGUAUGAUGUUACUUACGCAAUAGUAGCUCUGUGUUUCGGGAUACAUAUA